UUCAACAGUGUACAUGACACGGAUGGUUCGUUUUUCGAGAAAUAUAGCAGCUUACAGUGGAAAUUGGAUCAGAGACGAUUGCAAAUGAUCAAAGACAGUCGGCAAGAUGAGUGCCCUCCACCUGAACACAGCGUCGGAGUGAUACCACCACCUGUUUCAAGUAUUCAACCAAAAGAGAUGGAAAACUUAUACAUGGAUGUUUUGUAUACAAUAAAGUACAAAGUUGGCGCUGAUACAGAACUGAGUGCACAUCGAGAUCAACUAUACGUUUACGCACAAAAAGCAUUCGAUGUCACACCCGAGCAGCACAGACGUUACAUGGCCAUCGUGCACGAGGAAAAACCUCCCAUAGUGGUGCUUCAUGUGACGGUGGUCGAAGCUGAAGGCCUGGAGGCGAAAGACGCUAAUGGUUAUAGCGAUCCGUAUUGUCUACUGGGACUGAUGAGGAGAACAGACGAAAACGCCACCCGGCUGGCCGAGGGUUCGGCUGAAGAAUGUUCCACCGUACUAUCGCCGGUCGCUCUCAUGGCUGGCAUUAUCGGAUUCAGCGACCCUUACUGCAUGCUCGGUAUCCAGCCGGGCAUGGUGUCCCCGCAACCCGGAGCGGGCCUGCCUCCGUCGCCUGCCAACAGCCCUUCGCCGUACCAGCCACCACUGUCUCCGAGGCCUGCGCACGCCACCGCCCGCACGCUGUCCGAGGGUGGAAUCGACUUGCCGGACGGCCGGCACGACCAUCACGACAAACUCCGCAAACACCACAGUUUUCGGUUGAGUUUCAAGAGGAAAGAAAGGGGUGGCGGUUCAGGAGGUAGUGUUUACGGUUGUCGAGAACACCGGGACAGCAUAUCGGCAGUUCCCGCGAGGUUCAUUCAAGCAACCAGCGUACGCAGAGAGACACUCAAUCCAAAAUGGGGAGAAAAUUUCAUGUUUGACAUCGACGACGUGACUAGUGACAUCUUACACUUGGACAUUUGGGACCACGAUGACGAGUCGUCCGUGUUAGACGCUGUCAGCAAAUUAAACGAAGUGAGGGGCGUCAAGGGCCUGGGGAGGUUUUUCAAGCAGAUCGCUCAGAGCGCUAGAUCCGGUAGCCAAGACGAUUUCUUGGGAUGCAUAAAUAUACCGAUUCAAGACGUGCCUUCUACGGGCCUAGACAAGUGGUAUCAGCUAGAAGCCCGAUCGCAGCGGUCCAACAUCCAAGGUAAUAUAAGGCUAAAGCUGUGGUUGUCCACCCGCGAGGACCACGGCCAGGCGAGUACUCAAAAUAAUUUUGACAACUGGACCGAUGUGCGUCGUAAUGAAAGACUGUUGACCAUAUUCGCCGAUUAUGAGAUGUCACUGACGAAAUCCAGCCUGUGGAACGGUGAACUCUGUCACGAGGCGACAAGUAUACUUCAUCAGCACGCCGUGCAGAGUGGAGUCUCGGAACUUCAAUUGGCCGUGAUAAGGUGGUUGGCCUUCAGUCACAUUCCGUCUAUAGACCCACAGUUUCUCUUGAAACAGUUGUCUCAAUUAGAAGCCGCUUGGGGAGAACAGACGUUAACCGUCGAAGAGGAGGACUGGCUGGCAGACUCUUUCAACGUUUUCUUGGACUAUUCCAUGCAACUGAUCCGGAAAUACCGCAAGCUCUUUCCGCCGUACCAUCACAUAUCGAUGAAUCGCCUGGAGUACAUUCUCAGAUGUUUGAGCCGACUUUCGCUGUCGAAAGCUUAUGGUAAAUGCUGUCCCUUCAAUAAGGAUAUCCGUGGGGAAAUCGGCAACGCGCUCAGACUUGGUACGAACGAGUGGUAUGAAGAAAAUAGAAAAUUCAUGGCCUCCGGACAGCACGAUCCGGAAACGCGACUCAAAGGAUUCGUAAGAUUAGUCACUUCCGUGUUGAUUGAUCUACAAAAAGGAGUGGAACACUAUAACGUUCUAUUUGAAAAUAUAAACGGCGUGUUUUACUACGCGGCGAUCUACAAACAACACGAGAAAUUAUUGGCAAAGGGAUUUUCAAAUCAUUUGGACAUAAUCAUAGAGUUGUCCAACGAUCUGAGCCAAGAAAUAGCUCCCAUUUGCAAAAAAGUAAAAGGAGCCGAUUUCGGUAUGGACACACCACUGUCUCCGACGAACUCCGAAACCGGGGAAUCGCUGUUUGAGCUGUAUCUAGCCGUUCAGGAGUUUAUCAGGUACCGCGAGCAUCUCAAUGCGUCUGAUUAUCAAGGCCUGUCAACACAAUGCUAUUAUCAUUGGUUCGAACCAGCUUUGGAAAAGUGGCUGGACCUGGCCAAAUUGAAAAUCGUGCAGCGUGCGAAAAAAGCACUAGAGUUAAGUAUGAUCUGUCAAGGCGAAAUGAUCGUAAAACACUCGACGUCCAGCAACGACUUGGUUACAGCACUGUGUCAUAUGAAGGAAUUCUGGAAACACCUCGCCUGGCCGGACCUGAUCCAGUCGUACAAUUUCGUGUUGAAAUUAUUAGACGCCAUGUGCGAAGCUGUCCUGUUUUACGCCCAACUGGUCCACCAAAGGCUAAAAGAUUCUGGCUUUUACGAUGACGUCUCGGCAUUCAAAACGUCUGACGAAGUGUGUGCCGCCCUAAACGACUUGGAAUACGUGUGGCGAACCGUCGCAGCGAUGCCGGACGACCUGCACUUGGAAACCGUCGUGUCCGCGGUUGAGGCCACGGGUGAGGCCACCGCCGACCAAUGUCGGGCCGACGUCACCUCACUACUCGAUCCCGUGUUCAACCAGUACGGCACGUACUCGAUGCUGAUCGUCGGCCGGAUCGCUGUCAGGAUGCAAGCGCCCCUAAAGAAGUGUAUUUUCCACCUGGCGUGGUCGCCGGACACACUACCGACCACCGACGCCAUCAUCCCGCUGCAGGAGUACCUGGACAGCCAUCUGAUCUCGCUCAACACGAACCUUAUACCGAAAAACUUCCACAAGGUGUUGAACGGUGUGUGGGAGGUGACUGUCUACGAGCUGGGCCACCAGAUGGAUGGCGGCAGUGGUGACACGAAGAUGUCUGGUUUCUACGAACGGUUGUACGAGGCCCUGGAACUGCUAGUGGAGUUCUUUCACGCCGAGGGCAACGGGCUUCCGCCGGAAAUUUUGACUGGAAACGUUUACAGGGCCGUGAAGCAGAGACUAAAACUGCACAAAACCGACACUGACACGUUGAUUGAACUGUACUACGAAGAUCGGUUGAUGGAACAGCAGAGGGUGAAGGAAGCAAACUAUGGGGUGCUGUCAGUGCGAGCCUAUUACCAUCACGAUUCCCUGUGCGUAGAGGUGCUGAAAGCCCGUGACGUCAUACCACUGGACCCGAACGGUUUCAGUGACCCGUUCGUCAUCGUCGAGUUGUUACCCAAAUCCAUGUUCCCAUACACCGCGGAACAGUACACCGAUGUAAAGAAGAAAACACUGAACCCACUGUUUGAUGAGUGUUUCGAAUUUGCCGUUUCGAUGGACCAGUGUCGUCACGAGUCCGCCAUGAUCCUGUUUACCGUCAUGGACCAUGACGUGAUAACGUCUAACGAUUUCGCCGGAGAAUCGUUUCUGUCGCUCAACUCCAUACCGGGCGUUCUCGCGCCGCUUCCGCACGACAUCAACGCCAUCGACAGAGUCGACUUAAUACUCAUGCACCAACAGAACAAAGGUCAUCCAAUACUUCACACCCUGGACGCCAGGCACGAAGAUAAGGUUGCGCAGGACUUCGUGAAAAAGCAGAGGGUCCGCACUACCAACUCAUGAGGCCCGCAGUGUCUUGCCGUGACAGCGCUUACAGGGUGUUGCGUCUCGGCCCUCGGCGAAUCGCCCGAGCCUUGAUCGCCAACGUCAACAUCGACGAGUGCCACGUCUUCUGCUGUUGCACCGCGGUCGAAGUCCGACGAAAACAUAACACUAUUUUUUAAACAUUAUGAUAUUACGACUAGUACAACAAACGUGACGAUAAAGGAAAAGAUUUUAAAAGUUUAACAAAAAAAUAUUCACGAAUUUAAUGUAUAAUAUUUCGUUUACUAGCCUCAUCAUAAAAAAAUUUAAUGCCACUGUAUACAUUACG
Myzus persicae (green peach aphid) is the source of this 4042-nucleotide messenger RNA. It is a transcript of the gene unc-13-4A, whose product is annotated as BAI1-associated protein 3. The record is from RefSeq and is a predicted model, not a curated record. The transcript is spliced from 24 exons. NCBI's taxonomy places the organism in Eukaryota, Metazoa, Arthropoda, Insecta, Hemiptera, Aphididae. The annotation marks the transcript as partial.